AUGCCUGACUAUCAACAGGAAAUCGAGGACAUACUGAGAAAGGCUGAGGCUGAAGCGCCUCUGCCCUCCCCGCAAUCGCGACGCGGCCUGCGCACUAUGGUGUGGCAGUAUGCGCGGCAGUCGUUGAAUAGCAACGCCUGGGGCGUCUCGCCGGGCAAGAUCAUGCUGGCGGCGCUGGGAAUACUGCUCGCGGCGUUCCUGCUGCGACCACUGGUGCCGGGGAUGUUCGGACUGCUCGCCUGGGCGGGCCUGAUUAUAUUCAUCGUCGCCUACGGCAUGGUCUUCCUCAAGCCAUCGAAGGGGGGCCAGCGCAAAAUGUGGCGGCGGCGCUACCUAGACGAAGAGGAAGGCGACGACGGCGAUUCGUGGUGGAAGGGUCUGAAGCGGCGCUUCAAGCGAUAG
Messenger RNA from Geodia barretti, 402 nucleotides. The record is from the annotation of a GenBank genome assembly. Lineage: Eukaryota; Metazoa; Porifera; Demospongiae; Tetractinellida; Geodiidae.